This is a messenger RNA of Planococcus citri (citrus mealybug), 3921 nucleotides long. Its product is annotated as nardilysin-like. Gene Ontology annotation, molecular function: metalloendopeptidase activity; metal ion binding. NCBI's taxonomy places the organism in Eukaryota, Metazoa, Arthropoda, Insecta, Hemiptera, Pseudococcidae. The coding region runs from base 235 to 3324 and encodes 1029 amino acids. The record is from RefSeq and is a predicted model, not a curated record. The transcript is spliced from 2 exons. Gene Ontology annotation, biological process: proteolysis.
UCCCUCCACUCCCUCUUGCUUUUUUAGCGGAUUUCUUUUAUCAGCGUUUGUUUCGUUAGCGUGUAUUUUAACGAAAAGUUUUGAAAAAAUUGAAUAAAUUUGGACGGUAGAGAUCUUACGUCAUAGAUUACCCAGUUUCAAUGAAAUAGAUCAAAUCAUCACAGUUCAGUUGUAAUUACCCACUUAUCGUGAUACUACAGUUGUUGUGAUCGCAGUGGUUAAAAGUUGUACAAUAUGACCAAAUCCGAACACGAGUCCGGUCAAAAGCUCACCGUGCUGCCGUCACCUGACAAGUCAUCCAGUGACAAGAAAACAUACAAAGUGAUUCGGCUUCCAAACAAUCUAACCGCUUUAUUAGCUUCAGACGGACCCGAACUAUAUCGCGAAGAAGAUUUCAGCUCUACGAACGAUCCGGCCAAUGGCGACCGAACCAAGAUCUCUUCUAACAAGGAUUCAACCCCCGUUGGUGAAAUUAAAAGCGACAGAUUCGCAGCUUGCGCGUUAUCGGUGAACGUAGGCAGCUUCAGCGAACCGGACGCUAUACCCGGUUUAGCUCAUUUUCUAGAACACAUGCUGUUCAUGGGUAGUGAAAAAUACCCGAAAGAAAACGAGUUCUGCGAUUUCCUCCAGAAACAUGGUGGUUCAACGAACGCGUGGACAGCUGACGAGUACACGACGUAUUAUUUCAGUUGUAAUAUACGUUAUUUAUUCGAAACUUUGGAUAUAUUUUCGCAGUUCUUCAUUUCGCCUUUGAUGAUGAGAGAUUCGAUUGUUCGAGAACGAGAAGCAGUCGAUUCCGAGUUCAAUAUGUAUACUUCGUCGGAUUACGCUCGAGUCGAUCAACUAGGUCGUAGUUUCGCCUCCAAUGAGAAUCCGGGUAGUAAAUUCAUGUGCGGUAAUUUGAAAACGUUAAAGGAUAACGUAUCCGAAGACGAACUGUACGAGUCGUUGAGAUCGUUCUAUCAACGAUGCUAUUCGGCUAAUUUGAUGACUGUCUCGAUUAUAGCUAAAUUACCGAUCGAUACGUUGGAGAAAUACGUGGUGGAGUGUUUCAGUAGUAUACCAAAUGGUCAAAUACCCGUGCCCAAGUUCGAUACUAUCUCGAAACCGUUAUUCGUACGAGAUAAAUUCCAUCGAAUGUAUUACGUUACGACGAUACAGAAUAAAACCGAGCUACAACUCAUGUGGCAAAUGCCACCGAUCAAAGCUCUGUAUCGUACUAAACCGGACAGAUUGAUUAGCUGGCUCGUAGGACACGAAAGUAAAGGUAGUUUACUAUCUUACUUCAAGAGUAAACUAUGGGCUACGUCGUUGAGUGCCGGAGCCCACGAAAGUAACUCGUUAUAUUCCUUAUUCGGUAUUACGAUCACAAUGACCGAAGACGGAUUCGCUCAUUUAGCCGAUAUAAUCACAGCGACGUUUAGUUAUUUGAAAUUAGCUCGAGCUUCGUUACCGCAGCAGAGAUUUUACGACGAAGUACGAAUGCUGAACGAUCUAGAGUUUAAAUUCCAAGAAGAAAUGGAUACGUCUACGUUCGUUACUCAAGCUGUGGAAAAUAUGCAUCUGUAUCCAGCCCAAGAUUACUUCACCGGGUCUAAUCUGUUCUUCGAGUACGAUCCCGAUCAAGUUACCCAACUAUUAGAGUACAUUACUCCUGAAUCGGUCAACAUCAUCGUCCAAGCUAAAGAAUUCCAUCCUCAUUAUUCCGUAGUCAUGGAUCAAAUCGAACCUUGGUAUCAGACCAAAUACACUUCGGUACCGAUCACCGAAGAGCAAUUGAGCACUUGGAGAGACGUCGAACCGUAUCCGGAAUUCCAUUUACCCGGCGAUAAUCCGUUCAUCGCCGAUGAUUUUCGUAUCAUUUCAGAAACCGUCGACGUCAGCAACGAAUAUCCGAUCGAAAUAAAAAACGACCAGUUUAUGGAAGUAUGGCAUAGGCUAGAUACGGUGUUCAAGUUACCAAUGGCUUAUAUAGGGUUACAUUUCUUAUCACCGACUGUAAAAAAUACGAGAUCUUCGUCUUUGAUGCUGAAUCUGUACGUUAAUCUGAUCGACUACGUUCUACAAGAGGAUACAUACAUGGCAGAUUUAGCUCAACUGAAUUACUACAUGUAUGCCUCAUCUAGAGACACUCUGUACUUGAUAUUUACCGGAUUCAAUCACAAAUUACCCAAGUUGCUGGCUACUGUCAUCGAACGAAUGAAGAAUUUCACCGAAAACCUCACCGACGAUAUGCUAAACACUCUGAAAACCGAAAUGAAGAAAAGCUGUCGUUCGAGAUUACUCGAAAAGAGUUCUCUAUCGAGUGAUCUACGUCAUAUGACCAUGCAAGAACCUCAUCAAGACCCUAGUCAGAUGUACAGCGACGUAUCGAGUAUCCAAGCUAACGACUUGAUCGCAUUUAUCGAGACCUUUUUCGCAAACUCGUACGUACAAUGCUUAGUCCAAGGUAAUAUUUCGGCCCUACAAGCUCUCAACGUUUGUAACAGCGCGGUCAGCGUUUUCAACUCGAAACCGGUUCAGAAAGUGGAUUUACCUCGUAUACGUAUGAGACGUAUUCCAAAUGGUCAAAAAUGUCUGCUCAUGAAAUCGUUUAACGAACUAGAACGAAAUUCGACUACGAAUAAUUAUUUCCAAUGGGGUACUGCUAACAUCUUGCAAUCGGUUAAGUUGGAAUUAUUAGUCAAAUUAAUGGAAGAAAAAGUAUUCAACGAAUUGAGAACGCAACAACAGCUCGGUUACAGCGUUUCUAGUUGGUUCGAUAAUAGCCACGGUAUCGUCGGUUUCCAUAUAACGGUUAGUUCGAUCGCUUCGAAAUUCGAGACGUCUUACGUCGAAGAAUGUAUUUCGAAAUUUUUACACGAUUUUUGGCGAUCGCUCGAUGGAUUCGAAGAAGACGAAUUCCUGAAAGAACGCGAAGCAUUGAUUAAAGAUAAGAGUAAAGUGUUCGAUAACCUGAACCAAGAAACGAAUUGUAAUCUAGAAGAAAUCGUUUCCGAAGAAUACGUGUUCGAUAGAAAAACCAGGGAGAUUAAUUAUCUGCGUAAUAUAUCGCUGGAUGAUAUCAAAAAUAUGAUGACGUCGAUGAUGACCGAAGGAAGUGAUCGAAAUAGAAGGAUUACGAUCCAGUUGGCUGGUUAUAAAGGCGAUGUCGAGACCAACGUUACGCCAUUAGAUGAUCAAAAGUUCGAGUUCAGGUUUUUAAAAGGAGAGAAAAAUUUGGAGAAUUAUUAUAUAGAAGAUAUUGAUCAGUUUAAAUCCGCUUCAGUCCUGUACCCUGUAUCUAAAAUUAUAGAUGGUGAAGUUCCCAGUGAACCGUUUUAAUAACGUGGAUCGUGAAUCUCGACGAUGAAUAUGUCUCGUAGACAUUUUUUUUGUACGGAUAUUUUGCACAAAAACGCUUUUCAAUUGCAUUUGUAUUAUUCGUUCAGCGAUUCGACGAUUUAUUUCGCUUACCUAGUCAUUUUUAUUUCUACGAAUAAUGUAAUUUUUGUUUUUUUUUUUUUCAAUACCUAUGUGAGCUUAUUAUUUUCUUUAAGUACGUGCAUACUUGAGUAUUUAAUUAGUACACUGAAUUGUUCUUGAACCUUAUAAAAACCGGUUAAUUUAUUUGAAGUUAUUAAAAUGAAAGUAUUAAUGAAAUUUUAUUUUCUUAGAAUUAUUUUCGAUUAGGUUAUACGAGUACAUGUUUUGAUUUGUAAAAGACUAGGCACCCAUCCCCAUUCUUCGGCUUAUGUUCCUGUGAAAAUUCCAUUUUUUGUUACUACAUUAUUUUUAUAAUUUAUUUAAAAUUAUGGAGUGUUUAUUUUAAAAAACGAUAUGUUUUAAUUUAACGUUUUGUGAAGAAAAAAAAUGACAAUGUAAUUAUUAUUGUGUUGUUUGAAGACAAUGUUGGAGAAUAAAAUGUUUGCUUUGAUGAUA